Molecule: messenger RNA, 318 nt
Organism: Brachypodium distachyon (stiff brome)
Lineage: Eukaryota; Viridiplantae; Streptophyta; Magnoliopsida; Poales; Poaceae
Product: ras-related protein RABE1c
Exons: 4
Coding region: 1-318 (105 amino acids)
Biological process (GO): regulation of exocytosis; protein secretion
Cellular component (GO): plasma membrane
Molecular function (GO): GTP binding; GTPase activity
Source: RefSeq, a predicted model, not a curated record
AUGGGCAUUUUGCUUGUUUAUGAUGUCACUGAUGAGUCAUCAUUUAAUAAUAUAAGAAACUGGAUCAGGAACAUUGAGCAACAUGCUUCGGACAAUGUGAACAAAAUUUUGGUAGGCAACAAAGCUGACAUGGAUGAAAGCAAAAAGGGUGCAAAGACAAACCUAAAUGUGGAGCAGGUUUUCUUUUCGAUAGCAAAAGAUAUCAAGCAAAGGCUUGUGAAAACUGAUUCAAAGCCUGAGGAUCGUACCAUCAAGAUCGACAAGCCUGAAUGCAAUGGUGAGGCUACAGCGUCGCGAUCAGCCUGCUGUGGAUCCUGA